Messenger RNA from Pelobates fuscus (common spadefoot toad), 1862 nucleotides. RefSeq names its product proline dehydrogenase 2 (gene PRODH2). The transcript is spliced from 10 exons. Gene Ontology annotation, cellular component: mitochondrion. Bases 175 to 1575 code for a protein of 466 amino acids. NCBI's taxonomy places the organism in Eukaryota, Metazoa, Chordata, Amphibia, Anura, Pelobatidae. The record is from RefSeq and is a predicted model, not a curated record. Gene Ontology annotation, molecular function: proline dehydrogenase activity; FAD binding.
GGUUGAACAGUUAGGGGUCACCGACCUGUGUACUCAGCAAACAGCUGGUGACUUGCCUGUCUCUCCCAAUCUGGGUGUUACCUCCUGUAAUUGGUCGCCCUCCUCCUUUACCUGUUUUCAGAACCAGGUUAUCUGAGUUGUUCGAGAAGAGUUGGGCAGAACGAAGAGUUCAAUAUGACGCUGUUGUGCAAAUGUUUCCGUUUGGCUUCUCGCCCUUCUCAGGCAGUAUGGGCCCUCGGACAAACCUGCAGAGCAAGCGCCACUCACAGACCUUUAGCCCAGGAGUUGGAGGGACCACUAAACUUUUCUGAUGGCAAAGUCUUCAAGCUUAAAAGUGGAUGGGAGGUUGUCCGAGGUCUUCUGAUAUUUAGGAUGUGCUCCUUCCCAACUCUGGUGAAACACUCUGAAAAGUUAAUGUCACUGUCACGCAGACUGCUAGGCCGCCGUCUCUUUGAGUUGGGUAUGAGACGGUCGGUUUAUGGACAGUUUGUGGCCGGGGAGACAAUUCCUGAGAUCAAAGAUAGCGUCAGUCGGCUGAGAAAGAUGGGGAUUCGUCCCAUGUUGGCAGUUCCCAUUGAGGAGGACCUGGGCGAGAGCAAAAGCGGAGAGCGCUGGUAUGAGCUAAACGAAGAGGUCAUGCGGGACUGCGUCAAUCUCUCGGCUGCUGGUGGAGACCGACCCAUGAUGCAACUCAAAAUCACUGCGCUAAUGAGUGCCGACCUGUGUAAGCGGCUGUCUGCGUGUCUAUCUGACCCGUCGCUUGAAAGAGAACUCAGGGUGCAGAGAAUUGUCUCAGUCAUGGAAAGGGAGGACUCUUCUUUCCCCUUUCUGUCCGAGGAGCAGAACUUGCACCUGCAGAAUGCUGUGCGCAGACUGAGCCGGAUUGGGAAGCAUGCUAGAGCCAGCCGGGUCUGUGUUUUGGUGGAUGCAGAAUAUACGUAUAUGAACCCUGCCCUUAGCCUGGUUACCAUGGCGAUGAUGGCUCAGUGUAAUGAAUCCGAACCGUGGAUAUGGAAUACAUACCAGUGUUAUCUGACGGAGACUUUCUCAAACCUCUCCCAUGAUUUGGAAGUGAUCCAAAGACUGGGUGUGUGUUUCGGAGUCAAGCUGGUACGCGGCGCCUACAUGGACAAAGAACGUAGGUUGGCACGAGAGAAGGGUUACAGUGACCCCAUACAGCCAGACUGGGAGGCUACCAAUCAGAGUUACCAGCGGGCACUGGACAAAAUGCUGGAUCUGAUCGGAAAAGAUGGGAAGAGAUAUAACCUCAUCAUCGCCAGUCACAACGAGAAUUCUGUUCUGCACGCCACUCGGAGGAUGGCAGAACUGGAUAUUGAUAAGGACAGUGGAGCUGUGUGCUUCGGACAGCUGCUGGGCAUGUGUGACCACGUGUCCCUUACUCUAGGUCAGGCAGGUUACCUCGUGUAUAAAUCAAUUCCCUACGGGUCCGUCAAUUCUGUGCUGCCAUAUCUGGUCCGAAGAGCGCAAGAGAACCAGAGUGUCCUUCAAGGGAUUAGAAAGGAGAGGGAACUUCUACGCCGAGAGCUGAGGAGGCGAUUGCUUGGCAAACGAUAGACAAUCUGCAGUCUAGGCCAAAGGCAGAAGAGGACUUCAGGCUGAUGUUCAAAUCACGGCAAAGAGAAGAGUCAAUAUCUCCAAAACAACGUCUAGAACAAUACGUAGACGGACAUUUAAUUGGAAGAGCAUAUAAUGUGCGAGACCCACCAAGGUCUCCGAAGACAGAAAAAAAUAUCUACAUUUUUAACAGUGUCUGGAAUAAAUAAAAUUUUAUUAGUAAAAAUCUGUGUCUCAGAAACAAAUAACAUUUAUAGUAUGAUUUAAAUUUAAAACAUACCGGUGGG